Molecule: messenger RNA, 4045 nt
Organism: Trichobilharzia szidati
Lineage: Eukaryota; Metazoa; Platyhelminthes; Trematoda; Strigeidida; Schistosomatidae
Source: the annotation of a GenBank genome assembly
CACAGACUGAGGUCAUUAUAAAAAUAGGAUGUGGUGUAUUUGUCAUUGUGGUGUUGAUAUAUUAUGAUCAUUAUUUAAAUGUUGAUAUCGUCUCAGGAUAUUUCUCACACUAUCACAACAAAUGGAUUCUAUUUACUCUUCAGCGAAUGCAAUUGUCAGUCGAGCACAGCCUAGUUUAGACGGUGGAAUUAUUACAUUUAUUCUUAAUAAUCUUGUACAUUUCCCGACAUCGGAUUCAUCGUCUCGUGAGAAUUCCACAUUGGAUUCUCAAGUAACUAUUAUACAUCAUAUCUUAUCAACAUAUUCACGUACUGGUUAUGCACUAGGAAUUGUAUGCGCUGUAUUAUGGAGUAUUAUAUUGAUUAUUGUUGCUUGUUCCACGUGUCGUCGACGUAAACAUAUUAAAAAGCAUUCAGAAACUUUAAUAUAUCUUGCCCCUACAGACAAUCAUAUAUUGAAUACAUCACGACAAACGAUUAACACUGGUUCAUUGACACAUCAUUCCUCAAAAUCAACAUUUUAUCGUACACGUGAACGUUUACAAUCGAAUUGGAUAUGUUUAGCCACACAAUUUGCCCUGUUAACUCUUUUAGCUAUUUUAUUAGGCACAGCUGUUAUCCUUGGAUUUACUGCCUCUGGUCAACUGCAUACAAAUUUAAUUACAACCCCAAUACAUGAAGAGUCUGUAGGACGUUUAUUAACUAUUGGUGAAUUGGCUAUUACAAAUCCGGAUAGAAGACAUAUCUUUCCACGUCUGUUACGUGGUUUAGCUCAGAUAAGAGCAUAUAUUAGUGAAUUUGUACCACAGACAAAAAUUGAUAUAGAACCAAUUGUUAAAGAAUUGAUUGAAGCUACAGAAAAAAUGCAAGAUCGUAUGACAAAUGAAUUCAAUGCAAUCUUGUUUAAUGAUAUCGGUGUUACAGAAGCUUUUCAGUUGGGUGAUAUCCUCGGAGGACAUGUUGUCACGCUGAUCAAUAAGUAUACAGCAAUUGUCGAGUCAAAUAAAGAGUUUAAGAAUGCAUUUGAUCGUCUCAAAGUUGAAUUCCAGUCAUGGUUACGUUUAGUGAAUGCAGACAGUCCACAGAAUGAUUAUAAUUGUGUUGAGCAUUGUAGUGUUCUUCGAUCAACCUUUAUGAAUAAUGUCUCUGUUCGACCAGAUUCAUUUAUGCCAGAAAUUAAUUUUGCUAUCGCUUUAAAAUUUUUGACUACCGAUCGAAAUCAAACUGCUGAAAGUAUUCAAGCCCAGUUGAAUCAUGGGAAAGAGUUAGCCAAUCAACAAUUAGAGAGAACUAAAAGUAUGAUGGCUGAAAAAAUCAAUAUCCCUGAAUCGAUAAGAAAUAUGACCAAUAAACAAUGGGAUCAAAUUGGUUCACAAUUGUCGGAUGUUCUAUUGAAAAUUGAUCACAUUUUCAUCUUGAUAACUCGAUCCAUUUCACCGAAAGUCUCUUCGGCGUCUAGUCUCUUCUUAACACUGAAUUUAAUCUUUUGGUUCUCAAUUCUAUUGAUCACAAUCGGAUUGUUUUGGUUAAUUAUUCGUUAUCAUUUUGUACCAACUGAGCUGAGUUUACAAGCACGGAAUCGAAUACGUCUGGGAGCUAGUGUUGGCUACUUUAUUCUAGCCAUAAGUAUUAUACUAGCAUGUCUGUUCUACCUGAUGGGUGGUUAUCUAUACACUGAAGGCUGUCGUUAUAUCAAUCCAGAACAGAAUAUGAUCAAUGUAACCGAUUAUGAUUCAAUUCAACAGAAUUAUAUUCAAAAGACAAUGUUUCCAGUUGAUGCGCAUAUCAACGCUUUCAUUAAUCGUAAUUGGCCAGCUAUUGUAUCAAUUGCUAGUCAGCUAUCAUCAAUGCCUGUUCCGCAUAUACGUAGUCCAAUCUAUGGGAUAUUGCAUAAUUGUCGUGAUAAUCAAGGCAUUUUACAAGCUAUGGAUAGUAUUAAAGAUUUUGAUAUGAAAGCACUGAACGAUCCCCAGAUGUCUGAAAGAUUUGUCAAUCUUGGCAAAGAGAUUAUGAUCAAUUCGCUGGAGUCGAUUAAUGUUGAUGAAAUGUUCCCUAAGGAAACCGAUGACAAUUUAGCUAUGGCAUCACGUUUAGACGAUUUUAUUGUGAAUUAUGAAGAGGUGCGUUUACAAUUACCUAAACAUUAUUUAAGUAUACAAUCGCCAACUGAUGAAGCUGGCAAUUUCACCCUGUGGUCAGUCGAGGAUAUGUGGAAUGCUUGGGAAAUGUAUUACACUGACAUAUUGAGUUAUCGAUUGUCAGUGGAACAAAUGAACAAGUUGAAUUCAGCUACAGAAAAAGUCAGACGUACUCUAAUCCAACUGGAUAGUAUUAUCAAAGAUAUUGAUGAGAAUUUAAUUGUUCUGUCUAGCCUGAAAAAGAGUGCUCCACUUGUUAUGAAACUACAAAACCGGCUAAUUGAUUUAAAAGCAAUUAUGAAUAAUAAAACACAUUUAAUCAGUCGAGCUGUCCAAUUGUUCGAUGAAAAUAUCAAGGCGAAAACACCUCAGGAAGCAUUGAAUCUAAUCCUAGAGUUUGGUCCGAAGAUUAUGUCCAGAGUUGGUCAAUGCCGGCGUGUAUACAAUGCUGUCGACGAUGUGAAUAAUGCUGUUUGUAAUGGAUUUGUAGGCGUUAUAAACGGGUUCUGGUUUUUAAUGGGUUGGGUUACACUAGUCGGCACGCUGAUUAUCACAUUCAGUCUAUUAUUGUUAAUGCAUAAACCACAAUUUAGUCAGGCAAAUGAUAAAGCCUAUCGACGGAAUAUUAUGAAUCGGAAAGCGAUUAAAUCGAAUACAACAACAGCAACCACAACAACAACGACAUCAGUUACAGAGAAUUGUUGUAGUCAUCCUAGUGAACUGGAAGCAUUGACUGGUUCACAUUCUCCUGUUGUCAAGUCGUCAACUCCUUCAGAAGUAUGAAAAAAAGAAAAGAAAGGAUGAAACAAACAGAUGUCCUGUGUCUGUCUGUAUGUGAGUGUCUGGUUUUGAAACUUUGUAAAUUCUACGUUUCGUUUUUUGUUAUUAAUUACUACUGUGUGUAUGAUUUCAACGUCUUGUAAGUUUUGUUUGAUUGGAGUAUGUAUACAAAAGUAUUUCGUUCUUUUUUACCUCAUGUUGGUGGUGCAUCCCACUCCUCCACUGGGACCUCCUGGCAAACAUUUAAUUUUUUUUGUUUUAUAUGCCAAAUCUGUAAGCAAUCAAUCAAUCACAUUUUGAUUAGUUUGAUUUUAAUAUUUUCUACGGUAAUUCAAUCGAGUUUUUUUUACGAAUGCUCCAUUCUUCUUGUGCAUACUUUUGGUUCUAAGCAUCUACAAAGGAUGCUGCAAAGGAUUAGACAACUUACUAAUUGAUUAGUAAAGUGAAUAUACUCUUCUUUUUAGUGUUAAUUACGUCUAUCCCCCCAUUCCCUUUUUUAUAUUAUUUGUUGUUUCACAAAAACACAACUCUUAUAGUCAAUAAAACGCAUUGAUUGUGUAAUUCACAGGUAUUUUUACAGAAUACUGUUUUUUGGGAUGGUUGUAUUUUGUAUUGAUCUUCGCCCUCCCCUUUGUUUACCACAAAUAAAUGGAAAGAAAGUGGUCAGGUUGGUUAAGAGGUGAAUGAAGACGAUUGAGAUGCCGCCUUGUAUCUAUCUGUCUCUUGUAGAAUUAUAUUCUUAUCGCCUGUUUAACUUGAGGUGUAGUAUUUUGACUGCAGUGUAAUAUCCGGGUGAUGAUGUAAUCAACUGUUACGUAAAUACUAUGUCCAUAUUACCAUUAUUGUAUUAUUACUAUUAUUAUUACAACCACUGUGUGCUAGGUAUUUUUCCACAAAUUUUUUUAGAAAUUGAAACUUUUCUCUCAUAAUGAUUUUUCGCUUGCCUUUUCACCACCAAAUGUGGUUUUUGAUUACCGUUUUUUUCUAAAAAGGAACUUGUUUCUGUGUGUGUGUGUGUGGUUCUUUCUUCCCCUUUGCUUCCCAUUUAGUAAUAUAUUUAUUAAUUUGUUUAUUUAUGUAUAAAUGUGGAUGAUUGACAGAAAGAAUAUAUUAUUCAAAAAAACGAAA